Messenger RNA from Sitophilus oryzae (rice weevil), 2223 nucleotides. RefSeq lists its product as uncharacterized. Gene Ontology annotation, cellular component: nucleus. Gene Ontology annotation, molecular function: DNA binding. NCBI's taxonomy places the organism in Eukaryota, Metazoa, Arthropoda, Insecta, Coleoptera, Curculionidae. The coding region runs from base 69 to 1994 and encodes 641 amino acids. The record is from RefSeq and is a predicted model, not a curated record. The transcript has 2 exons.
CUAGUUUUUUCGUGUAACUUGGUAGUGAUUGAAUAGUACCUGUUGCUUAUUGUUCAAUUUAUAUCGAUAUGGGUAAAUAUCGACGCAAGACUGAUAGGAAGUUAAUAUUUACGGCAGAACUAUUAGAACAAGUAAAGGAGAAACUGCUGCAAGGAAUGAGUAAACGCUCAAUAGCAGAUUCAAUCGGCGUACAUGAAGCAACAUUAAGAAAACGGCUAAAAGCAGGAACGGUGCCUACAUCACUGGGUCGCUUCAAAUUAGUUUUUACCCCAGAAAUGGAAGAGGAACUGGCUAUUUAUUGUAGAGAUUUAGAUAAAACAUUCUAUGGGCUCACACUUAAGGCACUUGGUAACUUGGUUUUUGAGUAUGCCGAAAGAAAUAACUUAAACCACAGAUUUAAUAAAGAAAAAAGAUCGGCCGGAAAAGAUUGGGUGUACUCAUUUUGUAAGCGUCAUAAACUUAGUUUACGUGUUCCAGAAAAAACAAGCCUUGCUCGCGCUGCUGGCUUUAAUAGGCCUCAAGUAGAACUGUUUUUCAGAAACCUAAGACAAAUCUUGAAUGAGAAAAAAAUACUGCCGCACCGUUUGUACAACAUGGAUGAAUCUGGUAUCCUAACCGUGCCCAACAAAUUACCCAAGGUUGUAGCUCCCAGAGGGAAAAGAACUGUAGGAAAAAUCGUUUCAUCUGAGAGGGGCCAGUUAAUAACUGCGGUGUGUUGUAUGGGAGCAACUGGACAAUACAUUCCACCUGCACUGGUUUUUCCACGAAAGAGACUGAAAGCUGAGCUAACUGAUAGAGCUCCAGCAGGGACACUCCAGCUUGUUUCAGACUCGGGAUUCAUCACUAGCGAGCUCUUCCUGAGAUGGCUGGAUCAUUUUCAAACAUUUUGCAAAAGCUCAGUUGAAGACCCAGUUUUACUCGUUUUAGAUAAUCAUUCGAGCCAUGUCAGUUUACAAGCAGUUAUGAAAUGUCGCGGGUUGGGUAUUAACAUGUUAAGUUUACCUCCCCAUUGUAGCCACAAAAUCCAGCCACUGGAUAAAAAUUUUUUCGGACCACUGAAAAGCGCUUAUGCCGAAGAAUGCGACAAAUGGCAUGUCAAUAAUCCGGGGCGACCAAUUACUAUGUUUCAAAUAGCUGAAUUGUUCGCAAAUGCCUACAGUAGAAUAGCAUCAAUUGAAAGAGCGAUAAAAGCUUUUGAAAUAUGCGGUAUUUUUCCAUAUAAUCCGCAUGUGUUUUCGGAAGAAGAAUUUGCACCCGCUACAGUGACAGAUCAACCAUUUCCAAACCAAAACUCCAGUGCAGAAAAUUCGAAUCCGAGAGCAGAAGAUGAAUACGACAGUGAUGAAGAUUUACCCUUAUCAGUUCUUCAGCACAAACUGAUGGAAAACAUUCCGACAAAGACUAUACUCCCAACACCUGUAUCAAGGUCACCAAAUUCACCGCCUUCAACGCCACUAGAAAAGUUGGCCCACUCUCCACUGCCCUCAACAUCUUCUCGGGGAAAGCAAACACCAUCACCAACACUAAGGGUACGAAAUUCACCGCCUUCCACACCACCAGAAAAUUCCACCAACUUUAUCUCGCCGAAAUUAAUAAAACCACUACCAAAAGCACUACCAAGAGCUGCCAAUGCCCGCAAGAAGAAGAAGUCUGUACUGCUAACUGCGUCACCGUACAAAUCUGAGUUAGAAGAGCUCCAAGCAUGCAAGCAAGCCAAAACCCAAAAAUUCAAACAGACGAAACGAAAAUAUAUGGACGAAUUAAAGAGUCCGGAGUCUAUAAAAUCACAAAAUCAAAUCAGCAAAAAAUCACUAAAUUCACCUUCAAACCAAAAACAGAUUUUGUGUCCGGUUUGCUAUGAAAUAUAUGAAGACCCCCCUGAAAGUGAUUGGAUUCAGUGCAUGACAUGUAAAAAUUGGUUCCAUGAGGACUGCACUGCUUACUCUGGAUUAGGGUACUACAUAUGCCACAUCUGUGAUGAUUCUGAAGAUUGAGACAGUGUGCGUACUCUUAGAAGAUCAUAUGCGUACUCUUAAACUGCAAGUCUGCUAAGAGUACGCAUUUACAGAUGUGUCAAAUUGAUUUUUUUUCUAAUAUACUUUUAUGCUGUAUUUCUUAUUCCCGUGUGAAACAUUUAUUUAAAACCUUUAAGUUUAUUAUAAUAUUUUUAAAUUGUUCUUAGCUUUCAUAUUUUGACUUAUAUAAACAGUUUACUGAGGAUUG